AUGUUCAUAACCGCGCAUCGAGGCAACUUUGUUCACUUUAAGAAGAAGAACAACAACAACUCCGGUCGAGGAGGAGCAGCAGUAGCGGCGAAUAAUAGUAACAGUAAUAGUGAUAAGAACAGCAAUAGUAAUAAGAAGAACUCUAAGAAAAUCUCCAUCGAGAAGUUAAUACAGAAGCGAAAAGAGAAUAACUUCCGAGGGGAUUCGAGGACAACUUCCGAGGAGGAAAUUCAUCAGCAGCUUCAGCGAAAAGAACGCGAGUAUUUCCGAAGAAGACAAGGACGAUAUUACGAUCUCUCGCUGAGACUUUGGGUGAAUAAACAACCUCACGACCAUUAUUUACAUCAAAUGUACGAAAAGUUAGACCGAGACAUCGAACGGUUGGUCGUGUCUAAAGACGAAGAGAAGAAAGAGAAGCACGUGAAAUACGUGACGGAUUGGUUGACGGCGCUGGCGAAAGUUCCGGUCGAGCGUUACUUACCGGCUGGGUUGUAUUUACGAGGCGGAGGAGUUCACGUGCCGGAGGAUGUGAAGAGGCAAGUGGAUUUGAACGCGUUUUACGGGGAUAAGUUGAUAACGUCCGUGUUGCUCGACAAGAUUCGCAAAGCGGACGGGAAAUACGGGGCGAAUCGAGCGCCGAGGAAUAAGAUGGAAGCGAAUAAUUUUCUUUCGGCGUGCGUGAGAAAUAAAACUUUCGCAGAGUUAGCGCCGGAUAUUUUACCGGACGUGAAGAUUACCGCGGAGGAGUGGCGACAUCACGAGCACGUGGCCGGGACGGCGGUGGAAGCGGCGAUUAUAGCCGUCGCAGAUUUAUCGAACGAUACUUUGAGACAAGCGCAGAAGGACGUCGCGAUCGAUGCGGUGGCGAAUUUGAUAUUAGAGGAAGGGAUGAAAUUCGCGAAGAGCGACGUGAAACCGGCGAGAGCGAAAUUUAACGAUACGCUGUGUUUGUAUACGGUGAAGUUGUUGUCGAGGAGCGUGACUGGAUUAGUGCACGAUCCAAAAUUUAUAGGAACGGCGAGAGUGACCCACAGAAGAUUGUAUUUAGGAGAUCAAAAGAAGAGGUAUAAGAACGUACCUUUGGAAUUCGGUACAAUUGAAGUAGAAGCGGAAGGGACGAGCAGCGACAACGCGAAAGAGGCGGCGAGCGUGCAGAUUUUGGAGUUGAUGAAAAAGCUAGGAUUAGUAGACGAGGAGUAUCAAGCGAUAUACGUGUCAGACAUUAAGCCCGCGUUGAAUUUAUGGAAGGAGCACAGGAGGAACGAGGGGAAAAAGAAAAAAGAAGACGGAGUAAAGGAGGAGUACGAGGAAGACGACGAUGCGCGAGAAAAGCAGCGUCGUAAGAUUUAG
Molecule: messenger RNA, 1350 nt
Organism: Bathycoccus prasinos
Lineage: Eukaryota; Viridiplantae; Chlorophyta; Mamiellophyceae; Mamiellales; Bathycoccaceae
Exons: 1
Coding region: 1-1350 (449 amino acids)
Source: RefSeq, a predicted model, not a curated record